Heterobilharzia americana is the source of this 8377-nucleotide messenger RNA. The record is from the annotation of a GenBank genome assembly. Lineage: Eukaryota; Metazoa; Platyhelminthes; Trematoda; Strigeidida; Schistosomatidae.
CCGACUUGUAUUUUCGCGUCGGUACAAUUUUUAGCAAGUCUAACUGAUGUGCUUUCAUGCAAGGUUCCACGUUGAUUUAUUUGUUUUCUACCUGUAUGUCCAUCCGCAUGUCUCCACUUCACUUUGACGACUUGAAUAUUAUCUUUUAUACGUUGUACAUGCAACUAAAGGGAUUUGGACUGAUAUUGCAUUAUUUCUGCGGUUGUUUGAAACAUUGUGUGUAUUUUAGAAAAAGAAAAUAAUUUCCGACAUAUGAUUAUUAUUGUGAAAUGGAUUAUAUUUGACAGGCUUUUGAAAUAUUUUGCUGAACUUUGGGCCCAAAGCGACAGUUAUUAACUCGGUUGUAGUACCAGCUGAAUUGACGUCUAGCGACUUGCACUUUAAAACGUCAUUUUAAUAGGGUUAUUGAAUUCAGUUUAGCCCAUCAAUAAGCAUCUGAGUUACUUACAUUCAUAUUCAUUUUGCAGAUAUCAUUUCUUUCUUCAAAGUAUAGCCAUAGGACUUUAACAUAUAAUAUCAUUAAUGUUUCUACUGCGAAGGUAAGCAUUUUCUAAACAUUUUCUAAAUAAAUAGACUGUCACAUUUUUUACUAUAUAUUGCUACAUUUGACUUGAACUAUCAUUAUAACACAAUGAUUUUUGUAGUGAUAAAAAUUAAAUUUUGUUUUACUGUAGUCGGACAUAGGUCAACACUUUCUACGUGCUGCACGUGCUGGUAAUAUUCAAAAGGUUUUAUUACUUCUCAAUGAACACAAUGCAGAUGUACAUGGAUGUAAUGCAAACGGCUUAAAUGCUCUACACUUAGCAUCAAAAGAAGGGCAUGCAACUGUGGUACGUGAACUUAUUGAUCGUGGAGCAAAACCGAACACUGCUACAAGAAAAGGCAAUACAGCCUUGCAUAUUGCAAGUUUAGCUGGUCAAUUUGAAGUGGUCAAAUUACUAUUAGAAGCUGGAGCUGACGUAAAUGUUCAGGCUCAGAAUGGUUUUACUCCUCUAUAUAUGGCUGCUCAAGAGAAUCACUUGGAAGUGGUGCGUCUUCUUUUAGCCAAUGGUGCUAAUCCCGGUCUGACAACUGAUGAUGGUUUCACUCCACUUGCUGUAGCUUUGCAACAAGGUCAUGAUCGUGUUGUUGCACUUUUAUUGGAAAGUGAUUCUCGUGGUAAAAUAUGUCUGCCAGCCUUACAUAUUGCAUCAAAAAAGGAUGAUAUUAAAGCAGCUAAUUUAUUACUGAACAGUGAUGUGAAUGUAGACCACCAGUCAGCCAGUGGAUUCACUCCACUGCAUAUUGCUGCUCAUUAUGGUAAUGUCAAUAUGACGGAUCUUCUUAUUUCACGUGGUGCGAAUAUUAAUUUUCAAGCUAAAAAUAACAUUACACCCUUGCAUGUAGCAUCGAAAUGGGGUAAUCAAGGUGUAGCUGAACGUUUAAUUACAGCCGGUGCAGAACUUGACUGUCGUACACGUGAUGGUUUAACACCCUUACACUGUGCUGCUAGAUCUGGACAUGAUACAGUUGUCCAACUAUUAUUAAGCGCGGGAGCUAAUUUAUCUGCUAAAACGAGGAGUGGUUUAAAUUCUUUACAUAUGGCAGCUCAAGGUGAUCAUGUGGAUGCUGCUCGUUUACUUUUACAACACGGUGCACAAGUGGAUGAUCCAACUAUUGAUUAUUUGACUGCAUUACAUGUGGCUGCACAUUGUGGUAAUGUACGUGUAGCGAAAUUAUUACUUGAACGUGGAUGUGAUGUAAAUGCAAGAGCACUGAACGGAUUUACACCAUUGCAUAUUGCAUGUCAAAAGAAUCGGAUUAAAAUUGUAGAGCUUCUAAUUAAACACAAUUGUUUAGUUCAAGCUACAACAGAGUCUGGUCUAACUCCACUUCACGUCUCUUGUUUUAUGGGGCAUUUAAAUAUUGUGGUUCUGUUAUUACAACAUGGUGCUAAUCCAAACGCUCCAACUGUACGCUGUGAAACUAGUUUACACUUAGCUACUCGUGCAGGACAAACUGAUGUAGCUCGUCUGCUUUUACGCAACGGUGCUCAAGUCGAUGUUAAGGCUAGGGGCAAUCAGACACCACUUCAUAUAGCUUCACGUAUUGGAAAUAUUGAAUUAGUUACCUUGCUUUUAGAACAUGCUGCUAGUGUACAGUCUACAACCAAAGACACCUAUACACCCUUACAUUUAGCUGCAAAAGGCAAUCAUAAAGAAAUAUGCGAAUUACUGUUGAAAAAUGGAGCAGAAUUGGAGGUCGCAACAAAGUCUGGAUUUACUCCACUGCAUUUAGCUGUAAAGCAUUCGCAUUUAGAAACAGCUAAAUAUCUCCUUUUAUCUGGUGCUGAUAUGAAUGCAAUCGGGCGUAAUGGCUUAACACCUCUUCAUUUAGCCACACAUUAUGGAUCACUGCUUAUGGUUGAAUUAUUACUAGAGUAUAAGGCAUCUCCAGUUUCUCAAGCUAAGAAUGGUUUUAUUCCAUUGCACAUCGCAGCAGAGAAGCAUUUAGUAGAUAUUGCUAAAUUGUUAAUUGAAGCUACUGGUGAUGAUAAUAGCAAGAAUAAUGACUCUGGUUGUUGUGAUGUACAGUCCCGUAAUGGUUUUACACCUUUACACUUAGCCUGUCAAGAUGGGAAUGAAAAAAUGACCAAAUUAUUGAUAGAUUCUCGGGCCAAAGUGAACGCUUUAGCUAAAAAUGGGCUUACUGCAAUGCAUUUAGCAGCUCAAGAAGAUAGUGUUAAAGCUGCAGAAUUACUCUUUGCUGCUGGUUCUGAACUGGAUGUUAAAACAAAAGCUGGAUAUACUCCUUUGCAUACAGCUUGUCAUUUUGGCCAAGUUAAUAUGGUUCGAUUUCUUCUAGGCAAGGGUGCUGAUGUUAAUGCUGUUACAUGCAUGGGAUCGAACGCUUUACAUCUAGCUGCACAACAAGGUCACUCAACAGUUAUAUAUGUUUUGCUAGAAAGUGGGGCUAAUCCAAAUAUGCGUAACAAGUAUGGUUGGACACCAGCUCAUGUUGCUCGUCAUCAGCAUUAUUUAAAUAUAUUCGAGGCAUUACGUCAAGUGACAACUUGUGUAGAAUCAUGGGAGCAUGAAAAUACUGAUGAACUGCCAAUCAGCACAGAAUUGAAUUCAUCUAUAUCUUCUGGUCCGGAGCAUACUUUAUCUAUAGGUAGACAACAGAAUGCCUCAGUGAAUCGACUUGGUCUUGAGCAUCCAGAUAUGAUGAGAGAUAAUCCGAUUACAGAUACAGAGGAAGAAUGUGUGGAACCUGAUUUCACGCUUAUGCCAUCUUCACCUUUAUUUUCACGUGCACAAAGUAGACAGAGUAUUGGUCAACAAUUACAAUAUUUACAACAUCAUCAUCAACAAGCACCUCCACAAAGUCAGAACAACUUUGAUUAUAAGCCUUCAGAUGAGCAACACUAUGGACAUCGAGGUGUUUUAAAUCAUGUGAAAAUAGCUCCAGAUAAAUUAUCUAAUGUUUCAGGUGAAGAUAGUAUUCAUGAAGGCACAGCAGCUGAAAAUGCUCAUGGAGUCACAUGGCGUGAUCCACAAUUUGGUUAUGGAACUCGAGAAAUAGGAUUGUCGGAAACUCGAAUCAGUCGAGAUUAUGCUGAACUUGGGAUGGCAGGUGCAUCAAGUUUGGCUGGAUUUUCUGGACUGAUUGAAUGGGACUUCACUCCAGAUAAUGUACCCAUUCCCAGAAGACCAAUAGCUUCAGGAUUUCUUGUCUCAUUUCUGGUGGAUGCACGUGGUGGGUCUAUGCGUGGUAGCCGCCAUCCAGGUCUUCGAAUUUUGGUUCCACCUAGCGCAGCUAGUGCACCAACGCGCAUUACUUGUCGUAUGUUACGCCCAGAACGUACAGCUCGACCACCUCAGCUGAAUGAUUGUGAAGGAUUGGCUUGCCGUAUCAUUGAGUUAGGACCACAUCCAUGUCGAUUCAAUUCACCAGUUCUUUUAGAAAUUCCACAUUUUGCUUCAUUACGUGGUCGUCAACGUGAAUUGGUUGUAUUGCGUAGUGAUAAUGCUGAAAUAUGGCGUGAACAUUCAUUGGAAGCUACUGAUCAAGCUGUUCAAUCUGCUGUGGGCCAAAGUUUUGCAGAUGGUUUAGAAACAAUGGAGGAACUUCGAGAAAAGCGUAUCAUUCGCAUACUGACCAAUGACUUUCCACAGUAUUUGGCAGUUGUUAGCAGACUCCGUCAAGAAUCUUGUCCCACAAGUACAAGCUGUGUUCCCAGAAGGUGCGCUUCAAAAAGAAUACGUGUUGGCUUACAGGCUCAACCAAUUGCACCAGAAUUAGUUACACGUCUGUUAGGCAAUCGUGUUGCAGUUUCUCCAAUUGUGACAUUAGAACCACGUCGUCGUAAAUUUCAUAAACCAAUCACUUUAACAAUUCCACUACCAAAAGCUGCUGUCCGAGGUAUGCUUAAUCCAACAGUUGGGGAUUUAAAAUCUCAAAAUGUACCAAGUUUAAGACUACUAUGCAGUAUUACUGGGGGUACAGCACCAGCCCAGUGGGAAGAUAUUACCGGAUCUACACCAUUGUCUAAAGUGAAAGAUUGUGUCUCAUUCACUACAACUGUUUCAGCAAGAUUUUGGCUUAUGGAUUGCCCUGCAGUGCAUGAGGCUGCAGAGCUGGCUAGUAGAUUGUACGCUGAAGCCACAUUAGUUCCGUACAUGGGUAAAUUCGUUGUGUUUACCAAACGCCUGGACACAGAUGAAGCUUUGGUUCGAUGUUUUUGUGUAACAGACGAUAAAGUGGACAAGACUCUAGAAUGCCAAGAAGGCUUUGAAGUAUGCGCGGCUUCACCGGAAGUUGAAGUUAUUGAAAGCAGACCAGCUUGGCUUGAAGCAGCAGGCAAUUUGUUACCUGUCGCAAAGCUAGGUGAACAGUUACGUUUGCAUUUCAAUGCCUUUCGAGAAAACAGACUUGCUUUUCCGGUACGUGUAAAAGAUGUUCAGCAAGAGGCUAUAGGCAAACUGGCAUUUAUGCGUGAACCAAGGCAACCUAUUCGCGAUGGAGAUGGUGACUCACAGUAUAUCUAUCAUGAAAUUGCUCCUACUCAGAAACCGCUGUGUACACUAGAAGUUCGACUGAGUUCAGACAGUGGUGCUGGUGAUCAACAAGGCGUUGACUUAUCAUUAAUUGGAUUAGAAAAUCAUCCUGAAUUCUUAGAUCAGUUGAAUGCAACUAGCGCAGCUGAAGUGACAAUGGGUUCCCUGAGUUGUGUAUUUCCCUAUCGUAAGCGUACAAAUGACCAAGGUUAUGGGGAACAAAAUGGUGAAUCUGAUAAACCGAUAUCUAAUUGGCCUUCAACGUAUACAUCGGAUGUUAUUGCUCGUAGUCGAAUUGAUCUGAUUCAAGUAGCAAGUGAAGUUGGUUCAGAUUGGCCUAAACUAAUUGAAGUUCUUGUACCUCAAUCGAAUUUAAAAAGUUCAUGUACUGUCAAUCAAUUAGUGAAUUGGAUUAAUGAGAGUGAACCUAAAUGGCAAGUGGAAAGAAAUAAGAGAGCAAUGGAAUUAGGUGGAACAAUAGAAGCUAGUGAUGUCGCCGGUAGUUUUGGUGGUCCAAUCAGUGUGAAUGAAUUACGAACAGUACAAGAUCAAGCUUUAGCUGUUCUAUUGGCUUGGCGUGAAGAAUAUGGAGAAAUGGCUACAGGUAAUGAAUUAGAUUAUGCACUUCGUCAAAUCGGUCGUGAAGAUGUCACCAAAUCAUGUAUGCAUGAUAUUCGAUAUGUACUUGAUGCUGAUGAACAUGCUAAGGCUACUCGUCAAAUAGACGAACGUAAAGGUUCAGAUCCUAUGAAUCCUGCUAUGUCCGAUCCUUUCUCAACAUCUUUAGCGGCUACAACAACUUUAAUGUCUGGUAUGGAGGAUAUCUCAGCUCAGUCAUACGUUGAAAAUGAUCAAGUUGUUAAUAGUUUCGGUCAAAAAGGUGUAGUUAAAAGUCCAGGUAUAACAGUGUCUCCAUUACCUGAUGAAUCUGAAAUAAUAACACAGGGUCAUGUGGCUUCAGAUAGUCAAAUUCCAGGAAAAUCUGGAGAAAUCAGUGGUUAUAGUGAAGAAGAGAUACUUCCUACUGGCCAAGUUCAGGCGGAAUUCGAAGAGGAUAAUGAAGAAUUUUGGCAACAAACAGGUGUAGAACCAGCUAGUUCAACUAGCCAGCAUGGCGGUGAUCCGUUGUUGGUUCAGAAACAUGAUGAAUUAGUUGCACGUGAAGAAGCAGAUAUUAUUCGUGACAGUGAAUCAAUGACAACUAGCUCGGAACUGAUUGCUCCUGGAAUACAAGAUUCUCAGCAAGAAAUAUAUGAAACAGAUGAAAAAAUCGCCGGUACCUUGAGGUCAGAAGGUGAGAUUGAAGAUGAGAACCAUGAUGAACAGUCAGAUAUUCCUGAUUAUUACAAAGAACCUGAAAUAUCAUCUUCACAAACCCAACAACAGUAUACCAGCUUCCCAAUGGAAGACGAAACAGCAAGACAGGCAGCAAACGACAACGGAAAUAUGCAUCCUUCAAUGGAACAUUGUUGGGAUCAAGAAGCCGAUUUAUCAGAUGAUGCAUUACAUCAUGAAACGGAGAAAACUGCAGAAACAGAUAUUCAGCGUCCAGUUGAAGAACCUGAAAUAUCAUCUUCACAAACCCAACAACAGUAUACCAGCUUCCCAAUGGAAGACGAAACAGCAAGACAGGCAGCAAACGACAACGGAAAUAUGCAUCCUUCAAUGGAACAUUGUUGGGAUCAAGAAGCCGAUUUAUCAGAUGAUGCAUUACAUCAUGAAACGGAGAAAACUGCAGAAACAGAUAUUCAGCGUCCAGUUGAAGAUCAGAGUAGUUCAGUCCCGGUCCCAGAUCAUCCCUCUAUGGUUUCAGAGCUUGCUAAUGAUCCCUUACCAAGCGAAUCAGUAGUUAAUCCAUCUGAAUAUGAGGCAAGUGAAGAUGGUGUACGACAUGCUCAUCAUGUUGGUCACUCUUCACCUGGAGUAGAAACUAGUCAAAAUCUUAUGGCAUACGAUGAACAUAGUGAAAACCUGGAAUCUCAGUCGGUUGUGCAAGACAAUUUUUUGGAACCUAUGGUGUCUUCAUCGAAUGCACAUCACGGUCUUGAACCAUUUUCAUCACAUACUACUGGUGAAGGUGGUACUACCGGUGAUAAUCAAACAUGAGAACUACACCUAUAACCGGUUUCUAGUGUUGCUUUUGUCAUUCAUCAAUGUUGUAAUCAUCCUAAUUAUUGAUUCAUUUCUUGGUGUUGGAAAAACCGACAACGGGUGACUUUUUUCAUUUCUUUCGCUUUGCCUUAUCUAGUCAGAUUGAAGUACUAUUCAUCGUCCAUGAUGAAUGCUUGCCUACAUUACACAUCUAUUCGCCUUUAUCCACCGCUCAUUCUACGAUUCACACGUAAACAUGCAUACCUAUGUGUUAGCACAUCACGAUACACAUGAAUAUCAAAUUAAGCAAAAUACAAUUAUGCCCGUUUCAAGUUUACUAUUUGUACUUUUUAGUUAUAACAUUUGAUUUACCUUCUUUGCUAUUAUUCUUAGUAUUGCUUAUACCAACACCAUUACUACUAUUUCUUGUUGUUUCUUCUCAUCAACUUGUUUGUUUCAAAGAAAAGAUACUUGAAGCAUCAUCGAAUAUGUAGGAAGGGUUCUUCUUUUCCCUUUUUUUUUGAGAAAAAAGGAAAGAAGAAAAGUUAAACCUUAUCUACAUGUUUACUAUUUUUGCUUUCGAUGUUAGUUAAUAGUAGUAUUUUUAGUGAAAAAGACAAUUAUGUAGUAGGGUGACUACUACUCACUGCGAUUUGCAACAUCAGCAUCAGUUUGCUAAUUCACUUACUAUUUCAUCAACAAGUUAAGAGAAUGUGUUAUUUUCCUCCUAUCUCUUACUUUAUGUUUAUGAGUAGUAUAGUUUCAGCGGAUUGAUUGACUAGUAGUUUCACACUUUAGACAAUGCUGUUAUUAUUGCUAGUUAAUAAUAAUGGCGACAAAUAUCCAAGCAUUUUUUGCCAUUCUUUAUCAUCGCUACUAUAAUAAUAAUAAUAAUAAUAAUAACAAUAAUAAUAAUAAUAAUAAUAAUAAUAAUAAUAAUAAUGAUUUCCAUGUGAUUGAUUUAUUUUACAUUAGUUACACAGUAGAUGAUCAUUAUCAUGACUGACUAUAAAGUACUUAUUAUUCAUGUUGUCAUUGUUAUGUGCGAUAGCUUCUUUUUAUGAUGACGUAAUCCCCUCUUUUCUUUUCGAUUUCUUCUUCGUUUUCUGAAUCAUUAUUAUGCACUAGUUUAUUUAAAUUGCUCUAUUCCAUUGAAAUGUACUUUUCACCUUGAAUUCAAUGCGAGAUUAUAAUGAAUAAUGAACACUGUCAAUGUUUCAAUGAGAUAAAGGAUAAAUUUUGUUUAA